AUGACUAUAAAUGGUGAUUGUCAACCUUUCAGUCAACUUGAAGAACUAUGCGAAGAGAAAGUGACUCAAAAUGGGUGUGCGAAGUGUAAAAAUGGGUAUUACCGAAUAAAUGGAAAUGAGUGUAAAAAGUGUAAUUCAAAUUGUUUUACGUGUUCUAUAGAAAAAGUGUGUACUUCAUGUUAUGCUAAUCAUUUGUUAAAUGAAAACAACAUUUGUAAAAACGUGUCAGAAGUAUCAAAUUGCGUCAGAAUUGAAAACUCAAAAUGUGAAAAAUGUGUGUUUUGGUACACUCCAAGUAAAAAUGGAAUGUAUUGUCAAGAGGCGAUUAUUUGGUGGGUCAUUUUGAUUAUCGUUUUAUUUAUUAUCUUUGUAACAAUAUUCUUAGUUAAUGGUAUUGUGCUUGCGUCAAAAUUUAUUGAGAAAAAAACGAAACAACAAUUAACAACACAAACAACUGUAUUUAAAAUGAGUCACUCUAAUAUUUCCUUUGUUUCUAUUGGACAUGGUCUUGUUGUCAACAAAACUCUAAUUUUAUUUGGUGAUUUGGAACAUUUAAUUAAAGUUGGUGUCGACACCUGCGAGUUGAUAUGUGUUGGAAACUCAUCAAAACACCAUUUAAAAAUUCAAUUUUCAACAAAAGAAAACAACGAAAGAUUAACAAUUAAAACAAUACCACAAGUGGUUUCCCUUUUAAGAGGUCAAGCAGUUGAAGUUGAGAUUCAUAUACAUCCCAACUGUUCAUGUAAAAUUCAUGACAUAAUUGCGCUUUUUACAAAGAACUUAAAAAAUGGAAUUACUAAAGAAUAUGCUAUAAAUCUAAAUAUUAUCACUGAAAUAUCAACACGACUUGAUCCAGAUGAGUUGGUUGCAGAGAAGAAAUUAGGCGAAGGAUCAUUUGGUAUUGUUUACAAAGGAAAUUUUAGAGGAAACGUAGUCGCCAUAAAGAAGAUGAAAGAAUUCAAAGAAAUUGAUAAUGAAAUGGAUGAAUUUAUAAAGGAAGUUGCUAUGUUAGACAAAUUUAGAAGUGAAUUUAUUGUUUACUUCUAUGGUGCCGUUUUUAUACCAACUAAAGUGUGUUUGGUUACUGAAUUUGCACAUUAUGGGUCUUUACAAGAUUCAAUAAAACACAAAACAGGUGAUGAAGUAAACAUAGAUAUGCGUAUAAAAAUAAUGUUAGACGCUUCCAAAGGCAUUUCAUAUCUUCAUGAUAAUGGAAUAUUACACAGAGAUAUCAAGCCAGACAAUAUUCUUGUUUUUUCAUUCAAUUUGAACGACAAAAUAAAUGCUAAAUUGACCGACUUCGGAUCAAGUAGAAACAUCAAUCUUUUGAUGACUAAUAUGACAUUUACAAAAGGUGUUGGUACACCAAGUUACAUGGCUCCUGAAAUUGUAAUUAAGGAAAAAUACACAAAAAGUGCCGACAUUUAUUCAUUUGCUAUUACUAUGUUUGAAGCAUUUAGUUGGAAGGAAGCUUAUCUAAUCAAAGAUUUUAAAUUUCCUUGGAAAAUAGCUGAAUUUGUAACAGCAGGGAAACGCCUUAAAAGAAGAAAAAAACAUUCCAGAAAUAUUUUUUAA
Entamoeba invadens IP1 is the source of this 1575-nucleotide messenger RNA. RefSeq names its product protein serine/threonine kinase, putative. The transcript has a single exon. Gene Ontology annotation, molecular function: protein kinase activity; ATP binding. Bases 1 to 1575 code for a protein of 524 amino acids. NCBI's taxonomy places the organism in Eukaryota, Evosea, Mastigamoebida, Endamoebidae. The record is from RefSeq and is a predicted model, not a curated record. Gene Ontology annotation, biological process: protein phosphorylation.